AUGGCAUCGUCGACGUCGAAAAAACGAAAACGAGACGACGACGUAGAUGGGGAACUUGUACAAGAUAUCGUACGUAUUAUUCGUACUAGAAACCAUACCGUACCCAAUUAUGACAUUUCCGCUCAGCAAAUUCACGAACUUGUGGACAUAAUUCGCACAAAUCAAACUAAACGCGUACGUCGCGAAGUGUUUAGUGCUGAAUUAUUACGCGUCAAUCGACGAUUUAAUCACAACGAAUUUAUUUAUAAUAUUAGCGUAGGACGUAAUAAUGCAAGUAGUUUACCAGAUUUUUUACAGAGUAUGAAUACUGUUUUUAAAUAUUUGAUAAAUGUAAUGAAUUUUAAUGCUAGUUCGGCGACAGAUAAAGCACGUUUCUAUAUUUCGAAUGCUCCGACGGCUAGUUUUUCGACGGCUAUUUUAAAUGUAGGAGAUUUUACACCUGCAUUGUUUUUAAAUAUUUUCGAACGACAUAUGCAAAGUAAUGCACGUGCCGUGAUUGACAAUGGCUGGCAAUCGAUCGUGAGUCUAUAUAUUUUCCCCAAUAGGUAUGUGCGUCCUCCAAAUAAUAGGAAAAAAUUAAAACAGCCUAAAAUUUAUAAAUAUUACGGUAAAAAUCCUAGCGAGUCGGGUAACGGACGCACAUCGGCAAGUAAGCAUGGGCGGGGGGUACGAAAUGGUGUUUUUCAAGUGGUAAGUAGUAAAAAAUGUUUUGCCCUUAGUUUGCUGGUGGGAAAAUCGUUUUUGCACAAAGACAAACAAUACGAUGUUUUAAACGUACGACGUAACACGGAACUCACGACGUUGUAUACAGACGCACAGAUCGAUAAUGUUUACGCAUGCGCCAACAUACCCCAGGGUUCCGUACGUGUUGAUCAAUGUCAUCUGUUCUACGAGAAUUAUUUACGCGUGGACAAUAUUGAUUUGGUUAUUUUUUCUAAAGCUCGACACGAUUCCAUCGUUUACGAUUCGCGUUUAGAUGCGUCGGGAAAUAUUCAUCGUAUUACCGAGAAUGUUAUUUUUCUUUGGUUGAACGACGCUCAUUUUGAUUUGAUUUUAUCGUCACGAAAAUUUAUGAAAAAUAGCGGAUCUCGUUUUUGCAUGAAAUGUAUGAAAUACUUUCGUGUUUUUGAAAAUGCCACGACCCACGUUUGUCGCACGGUAAAUAUGUGUAAGAAAUGUUACGCUCACGAGGCAAAAUGUGUCAGCGAGGAGGGUUUUAAAAUCGAAUGUAGCGAAUGUCAUGUACUGUUUCGUAAUAGGGAAUGUUUUACAAAACAUUUAACACAUGCUAUUUUUAAAAACAACUACAGCAAAAAUGUACCUGCCUGUCGUUUUUUCUUUUUCUGUAAAACUUGUUAUCGAAUCGUACCGCGUAUGACACAGAUUAGUACAAAAAAAUCAAUUAAACACAAAUGCGGUCAAUUUUAUUGUCUUCAUUGUAAUGCUAUUAAGGAUCAGGGUCAUGCUUGUUACAUGAAACCGUAUAAAAUUCCUGCCAAUGAAGUAUUGCCCGUGUUGUAUUUUUACGAUCUUGAAACGCGUUUGAAUGACGAAAAACUUAUGGUACCCUUUUAUGCUGUUGUACAAAAAGUUUGUAGUCAAUGUGACGAGAAAGAGUUUGUGAGAUUACAGAAUAAUUUUUUGCCACAUCCCACGAUAAAGCAUUGCGACGAUAGUGUAGAACCCGUAGCAUGUUGUAUGCACAGACAAUAUGUUUUUGAAAAUAAUAACGCGGAUAUCACUGAUUUACUUAUUAGUUUCAUGUUUGCUCAAACCAAAAAUAGUGUGUGGAUAGCGCACAAUGGCGGGCGUUUUGAUAAUAUAUUUUUACUUCGAGAAUUGUUAGUAAAAAGGGGUGUGGUUCCGGAUACUGUCAUGAACGGUAAUAAAAUUAUGAGUAUGGAAAUUCGGCACGAUGAUAUCACAAUUAAGGUAAUUGAUAGUUAUUUGUUUUUGGCCAUGCCCUUGAGUAAAAUUCCCGAAGCAAUGGAUAUACCCGAUCUUGCAAAAGGGUAUCACCCUCAUUUUUUUACAGACUUAAAUUAUGUGGGACCCAUGGUAGGGUUAGAGUAUUUUGAUUUAAGUCGCGAAGAGAAUAUGGAAGCAUUUAAUAAAUGGUACGAAAUUCAAAAAACAAAAACGUAUAUAUUUCGCGAUGCCGUUUAUUACUAUUGUCGUUUGGACGUGGAUAUUUUGCGGCAGGGGUGCGUGAGAUUUGCACGUCUCAUCGUAAAUAUUACGAAAAUUUUUCCAUUUUACGAUCGCACAUGUCACACCAUUGCGGGUUUAGCAUUGAAAAUAUACCGUGCUAAUUUUUUAAAAGAAGACGUCAUCGGACAAAUCCCUCCAACGGGUUACGGCGGGAAUGUUAACCAAAGUAUUAUAGCGUUACAUUGGCUCGAGGAGAUUCGUGCAGAUCUUGAAGCGCAAAGCUAUUCGUUGCGAAGUAAGUUGUCGCCUGAAGGGGAGGAAAAUAUUUUAAAUUAUUUUGUGGACGGCUAUUGUGCUGAAACGAAUACGAUUUAUCAAUUUCAUGGUUGUUUUUUUCAUGGUUGUAGCGAAUGUUUUGAAAGCGGUGAUAUAAACAAAGUGAACGGGCAACGAUUUUAUGUAUUGCGUGAAAAAACUCGUCGAAUCACGGAUCUUUUUAAAGAUUAUCAUUUUACAGUCGUGGAAAAAUGGGAAUGCGAAUACAUUCAAGAAUGUAGUUUAUCGCGAAAUACUAUUCUUGAAUUGGGUCACGUGAAAUAUUUCACUUACAUCAAUUUAAAUCCUCGCGACGCCUUGUUUGGCGGGCGGACGUCACCGGCGAUACUAUUUUAUGACGUCAAGGAUUCGGAACAGAAACUUCGUUAUUACGACUUUACUUCCCUAUAUCCGUAUGUUCAAAAAAAAUAUCGUUAUCCGACAAAACAUCCGGAGAUUACGCGAGGUGUUGACAAAUGUGCAAAAUUAAAUGUUUCUCAAAUUUUCGGUUUAAUUAAAUGUAAGAUAUUAGCACCACGUACUAUGCUAUUCCCCGUAUUACCCAUACGGUUAGAAAAAUUAACGUUUGCUCUUUGUACGACUUGCGCGCGCAAUCAAUGUGACAAGUGUACACACGAUGACGAGCAACGAGCAUUGUAUGGCACGUGGACGAGUGUAGAAGUUCACGUGGCGCUCGAACACGGAUAUAAAAUACUUGCUAUUUACGAAGUUUAUCAUUAUCCCCAUAGUGCUAAAAUUUUGGAUUUGUACGUUGAUACGUUCAUGAAAUUAAAACAGGAAAGUAGUGGUAUGCCACGUCAGUGUAUAAAAGAUGAUGGCAGUGUUGAUAAUGUAAAAUUACAAGCAUACAUACAAGAAUAUGCAGAUCACGAACAAAUUUACUUAGAUGCUUCAAAGAUAGGUCAUAAUCCCGGGCAACGUACGGUCAUGAAAGCUCUUUUAAAUUCAUUAUGGGGAAAAUUAGCACAGAAUAAAGACACCACCGUGGUGUCGUUUCUCGACGAUUUUGACGAUUUGUUAGAAUUGGUAAACGAUAAAACAAUCGAGGUAACCUCGUUGGAUUUUAUAAGUGAUAAUAUUGCACGCACUACUCAUCGAAAAAUAUCGGGCGCGCUAACAACUCUAGGUAAUCGUAACGUAGUAAUCGCGUCGUUUGUAACCGCGUAUGCACGUCUAGAAUUAUUUUCGGUCCUUGACAAACUACAGGAGAAUGUUUUAUAUUAUGAUACGGAUUCGGUUAUUUACAGGGAAGAUCGGGCACAGGGGAAAUAUUUAGAAACGGGUAAAUAUUUGGGGCAAUUAACCGACGAGUUGAGUGAAAAAAAUUGUACGGAAAAAUGGAUUACGGAAUUUUGUGCGUCAGGUCCAAAAUCUUAUUCGUAUCGUACAAAUAGAUAUAUUAAAACAUUAGAGGAUGGUACAUGCGAGGAACGUGUUGAUGAGGUGACGCAUGUUAAGGGUUUUCGUUUACAGGGCGAUGCUAAAAAAAAAAUCACCUUCGCGAGUUGUAUUCGUGAUCAUAGUCGAGAAAUUACGGUCGUCUAUCGUGAAUUUGCUCGGUGUAAUAGUCAAACGAUUGCGGUGGAAAAUAAAGAAAAAUCUUUUCAUUUUACAUUUGAUAAACGCAUCGUAUGUGAUGAUUUUACAACAUUUCCAUUCGGUUACGGAUUAUGAGUUUCUAUUAUUUUUUUUCUCAGGAAAAAUGCAUUGAUCACGUCGCGUUACCCUUACACCAUCCGUUUAUGCUCACCAUGUGUGGACCCACACAAUGUGGGAAAACAGAGUUCAUCAAGAAAAUAAUAACGAACAUCGACGAGAUGAUUAAACCCACACCCGAUAAACUUGUCUAUCUGUACAGUACAGACCAAACGAAAUACGAUGACAUUAAAGACGUAAUACGUAGGAACAGUGCAAAGUCAAAAUUAAAAACAUUCGAGUUUGUGGAUUGCAGUGCAUUGGGUAUUCCCACCAUUAGUGAACUAAAAAAUAAAUUGGGCAACGCUACACUUUUGGUUCUAGACGAUUUGAUGAUUCUAGCAGCAUCCGAUACGAAAUAUAUAGAAAAUUUAAAUAAUAUAGCCUCACGCGAUAGCCAUCAUGCAAACAUGUCGGUUAUUUUCGUAUGUCAAGAUUUAAAUUACGGAAGUGGUAAAUUACGAAACGCUCGCGUUAAUAGCCAGUAUCACGUAAUGUUUAACAACUAUACGGAUCUUCGAAAUAUAGAAAUGAUUGCUUCGAAUAAAAAGAUUAGUUUGAAAAAAAUUCACAAAGUAAUUAAAUCUGUAGAGAAGAAAAGUCAAUACGGAUAUAUUUGCUUCGAUGGUUCGCCACGAGGUUAUCGUAAUACACGAAUUCGUACGGGUAUUUUACCCGGCGAAAAAACUAUAAUUUACGAAUGUACACCAGACAUGUAA
This is a messenger RNA of Paramuricea clavata, 4901 nucleotides long. The record is from the annotation of a GenBank genome assembly. Lineage: Eukaryota; Metazoa; Cnidaria; Anthozoa; Malacalcyonacea; Plexauridae.